AUGCUCUUCGAUGAGGAAAUAUAUGCUGAUCUGUUAUCAGAAGAGGAUAAUUGCUUUGAUAGUGAAAGUGAUUCGGACAGUGGGAGUGAUAUAAUUGUGAGACGAUUCAAAAAUAAGGAAAGACCAAUAAUUAGUGAAUCUGAAAGUGAUGAAGAGAAUUCUGUGGCAAAUGAUUGGUCAGAAGUUGAUUUUAAACCUAACUUUCAUGCUUGCCUGAAACGGUUUGGGUUACAGAAUAAUGAUAACAACAAUGCAUCAACAAAGAAUAAAACUUGGAUUGAAACAAAUGGUGUAGAAAUGAAAAAACUUUUGGGUCUUGUUAUCCUAAUGGGAAGAGUAAGAAAACCAGAACAAGACGAUUAUUGGUCUACUCACCCUGAAUUACAUACACCUAUUUUUCGGAAUACUAUGCCAAAGAACGGGUUUUGGCAGUUAUGGAAGUAUUGGCACUUCAGUAAUAGUGAGCAUUGCCAAGAAAGGCUUGAUAAAAUAAAACCAGUUUACUCGUACGUGGUAGAGAAGUUUCAAAACAUUUAUGAACUCGAGAAAGAAUUAUCGCUGGAUGAAGGUAUUAUUCCAUGGAGGGGCAGGCUAUCUUUUCGUACAUAUAAUCCUGCAUGGAAUUUUAGUCCGUAUGGUGGGUGA
Messenger RNA from Stegodyphus dumicola, 645 nucleotides. RefSeq names its product piggyBac transposable element-derived protein 4-like. The record is from RefSeq and is a predicted model, not a curated record. NCBI's taxonomy places the organism in Eukaryota, Metazoa, Arthropoda, Arachnida, Araneae, Eresidae.